Molecule: messenger RNA, 2283 nt
Organism: Linnemannia hyalina
Lineage: Eukaryota; Fungi; Mortierellomycota; Mortierellomycetes; Mortierellales; Mortierellaceae
Source: the annotation of a GenBank genome assembly
AUGUCCGUCCUGAGCGACCCAGCGUAUAUCGUCCACAACCUACGCCUCAGCAAUCUAAGGCUUGAUGACCGCACCUCGGACAAGGUCAUCACCUUCCCGCCCCAGCUCAUGUCCAACGAAUACAUCAAGACUGCCGGUCCCGUCUUCCCCGAGAUGCAAUUCUGCUAUUCGCCCAAUAUCAGCCACGACUACAUGAUGCUCAGCAACAGCUCCCUUCUGACAACCACCAACGACCCGAGUCAGACCCUCAACGACAAUAACAGUACAAAUACAACACAAACCGCAAAGCCCGCCUAUGGCAUCAGAGGCAAAUACGACCGCAGGAGGAUUGUUGCUGCCCAGGCCGCCGCCGCUGCUGCAGCUGCUGGUCUCGGACGGGGAGGCAUUGAAGGCGCCUCAUCGACGGUAUUUCCUAUGCAGCCUGCUCCUGCCCCAACCAUGCGGGUCCCUAUCCCGACAGCAGCGGCCAGUAUUGACAGUGACGACGACAUUGACAUGGACGACGAAGAGCCAGUGAAAUCGCCGCCCAGAAUGUUCCCCAAGAUGGCAAUACCGGCCCAUAUUGGAGGCAACUAUGCGCCUGGAAUCUUCAUCACCACCCCCUCCAGACCUGGAUCGGCCACCAUUCCUGAGGAUACCCAAGCCCAACAGCAAACAACAUCAGCGAAUGAACCCGACCAGAACAAGGAUCAACAGCAGCAGCAACAACAACCAAUACAAGAGGAGCUGGAAAGGACGGAGCGCGAUAUCGACGUUGGCGACAUCACAAUUGACUCAAUGAACUCGCCUAUUGACCUUUCUCCGGCUGAUUCAACCACAACGGGCCGAUUCGACAGAGGCUCCAUACCUCUCACUCAUACACUCAUGUCGCCAGCGCCCAUUCGACCCAACACACCCCCGCCCAGCAAAAUUGGCAUGAGUCUUGUGGAUGGCCUCCUAUCGGAGCCAAUCCCUUUGACGCAACCAUCACCCGUCUCGCUCCUCACGUCGCUCAUCAUUCAACAAAAGUCGAAGGAAGACAAUCCUUUUGCCGAAGAGUUCCUCCGUAUUGCUGGCAUGGGCGAGACUACUCCAGUGAAACUCAAGAUCUACCUCCCCAGCAGCGACAAACCCAAGGACCCGAUGCAGGUGGCUGUAAAGCGCGAGGCGACAGUCGAAGAUGUUAUUGGAUAUAUUCUCUAUCAGUACUACAACGAAGGACGGACACCACUCCUAUCGGAUGAGCUUUCGACAGUUGUUCAGUGGAACCUUCGGAUCGUGGAGGACGAUGGCGAAAUCGACGAUGACCUGCCAGCUGUUGAGAGAACGUUGAAGAUUGGACGGUUUUCGAUGAACCAACGGUUCGCAAUGAACCAGUUUGCAUUGUGCGAGGCGACUCCAGCACAGGUGCAGAUCAACGAGAAUCUGUAUGCAAAGUCGGGUCGGGUUGUUGUUCGGCCAAAGAGACAGCAGGCAGUAUCAUCAUCGACUGGACUUGGUCCUCCAGAUCCUCCAGGAACAGAGUCGGGAGCCUUGGGCGAAGGAUCUACCAACGCAACUGGCGACGGGGCCUCGGUGGAUGCCAGCGGUGCUAAUGGUGGAAUGAGCGCGACGGUACAGAGCGGACGGCCGAGUAUGACUGGAACAAUCAGCUCGGCAGGACACGCUGUCCCUCCAUUGAUCGCCAGCACACAGCACUAUGUUCGUGUCCGUCUCCACACGGGUCACGAGGUCAAGCACACGACUACGGUCGAGAUUCUUCCCAAAAUGCUCGUGUCGGGAGUCAUCGAUUAUAUCUGUCUCAAACGCAAGAUGAACCCUGUAGAGUGGUCGCUUGUGGUCGCAGACACGCAUCAUGUACUACCCUUGGACGGUGCAGCAGAGGACAUUUCCAACUCGACUGAGCUUGCACUUGUGCCCAAAGCUAGUGAACCGACGAUUACUGCCAAGACGUCCAAGUUUGGUCGACCAAGUGUAGCAGAUAUCCCAGGAUCGGGAGUAUCAUAUCUAACGUCGACGGAGGUAUAUCGCGAGUAUACGCUGAACCGGAAGCGUCGUGGAGGAUAUGUGGGCCAUCACGAACAGGUGCUCGCGAUUGACGGUGACUAUAUCCGGAUCAUGCCCACGUCGUCUAGGAAUCUGUUGUUCGAUUCUGGCAAGACGGCAUCUUAUCUGAAGAACACGAUCCAUGACUGCAAGCAGAGCAAGAAGGCGCCGAGCCAUUUCAAGUUAGCUGUCAUACGUGGCGAUCGCGAAAAGAAGACCUAUGAGUUUGAGGCCAAAACUCCUCAGCAAGCACAUUGA